Messenger RNA from Coregonus clupeaformis (lake whitefish), 3756 nucleotides. RefSeq names its product metabotropic glutamate receptor 7-like. The record is from RefSeq and is a predicted model, not a curated record. The transcript is spliced from 11 exons. Gene Ontology annotation, cellular component: membrane. Gene Ontology annotation, biological process: G protein-coupled glutamate receptor signaling pathway; regulation of synaptic transmission, glutamatergic. Gene Ontology annotation, molecular function: group III metabotropic glutamate receptor activity. NCBI's taxonomy places the organism in Eukaryota, Metazoa, Chordata, Actinopteri, Salmoniformes, Salmonidae. The coding region runs from base 41 to 2782 and encodes 913 amino acids.
GAGAGAGAGAGAGAGAGAGAGAGAGAGAGAGAGAGAGACCAUGGCCAGGCUAAGGGAUGGUGGUGUGGUUCUACAACUGAAUAAACCCUACUUUACAUGGCGAGUGUUGUGGGUGAUGAAAGCUCUACUCGACCUUACAGCAUCGCAGGAAAUUUACGCACCGCAUUCCAUAAGAAUGGAGGGACACCUGACCCUCGGUGGCCUCUUCCCGGUGCAUGCCCGGGGGAUCCCGGGGGAGCGGUGUGGGGACAUCAAGAAAGAGAACGGGAUCCAUCGUCUCGAAGCAAUGAUGUACGCCUUGGACCAAAUCAACAGUGAUGACGAGCUUUUGCCCAAUAUCACCCUAGGUGCCCGGGUGCUCGAUACAUGUUCGAGGGACACCUAUGCUCUGGAGCAGUCCCUGACUUUUGUGCAGGCACUCAUACAAAAAGACACUACAGACGUGAGGUGUAUGAAUGGUGAACCACCAGUGUUCGUCAAGCCAGAGAAAGUUGUUGGAGUGAUAGGAGCUUCAGCAAGUUCUGUAUCGAUCAUGGUGGCGAACAUAUUACGUCUGUUUCAGAUUCCUCAGAUCAGCUAUGCCUCCACGGCCCCGGAGCUGAGCGAUGACCGGCGGUACGACUUCUUCUCCCGCGUGGUGCCUCCGGACUCGUUCCAGGCCCAAGCCAUGGUGGACAUAGUCAAGGCCAUGGGCUGGACCUACGUAUCUACCGUGGCGUCAGAAGGAUCCUACGGAGAGAAGGGAGUGAAUGCCUUCCAACAGCUGUCCAGAGAAUCAGGUGGGAUCUGCAUCGCUCAGUCCUUAAAGAUCCCUCACAAUCACAAGCAGGAGAACUUCAACAAGAUCAUCAGGUUGCUUCUGGACACUCGUUACGCCCGGGCAGUCGUCCUCUUCGCCUCAGAUGAGGACAUAAGGGGUAUCCUGAACGCCAGUAAGAGGGCGGACCAGGUGGGUCAUUUCCUGUGGGUCGGCUCAGACAGCUGGGGAGCCAAGAACAGCCCUAUCCACCAGCUAGAGGAGGCAGCAGUGGGAGCUGUCACUAUCCUGCCCAAAAGAGCAACCAUCGCCGGGUUUGAUGCCUACUUCACGUCCCGGACGCUGGAGAACAACAGGAGAAAUGUGUGGUUUGCAGAAUACUGGGAGGAGAACUUCAACUGUAAACUGAUGAGCUCCUCUAAGAAGGAAGACACCAGCAGGAAAUGCACAGGCCAGGAGCGGAUUGGGACGGACUCUAAGUAUGAGCAGGAGGGGAAGGUUCAGUUUGUGAUCGAUGCGGUGUACGCCAUUGCCCACGCCCUUCACAACAUGCAGAGAGACCUGUGUCCCGACGUCACUGGGAUCUGUCCCGAUAUGGACCUGGCCGGGGGCAAGAAACUGCUCAAGUACAUCCGCAGUGUCACCUUCAAUGGAAGUGCGGGGACGUCAGUGACGUUCAACAGGAACGGUGAUGCUCCGGGACGUUACGACCUGUUCCAGUACCAGAUGAACAACAACAGCUCCCCGGGAUACAAGAACAUUGGACAAUGGACAGAGACACUACAGCUCAACAUCGAGGAUAUGCAGUGGCCUAAUGGACAGACAGAGAUCCCCAGCUCUGUGUGCAGUCUGCCCUGCAGGACAGGAGAGAGGAAGAAGACAGUGAAAGGCAUGCCGUGUUGCUGGCACUGUGAACCCUGUGAUGGUUACCAGUACCAGUAUGAUGAAACAUCCUGCAAGCUGUGCUCCUACAGCAUGAGGCCCGACCCAAACAGGACGGCAUGUCAGCCCAUCCCCAUUGUGAAGCUGGAGUGGCACUCCCCUUGGGCAGUGAUCCCCGUCUUCCUCGCCAUGCUGGGCAUCAUCGCCACCAUCUUCGUCAUGGCAACCUUCGUCCGCUACAACGACACGCCAAUCGUCCGUGCGUCGGGCCGUGAGCUGAGCUACGUCCUCCUCACCGGGAUCUUCCUCUGUUACGUCAUCACCUUCCUCAUGAUCGCCAAGCCCGACGUCGCCGUCUGCUCGUUCCGCCGGAUUUUCCUGGGUCUGGGCAUGUGCAUCAGCUACGCCGCGUUACUCACCAAGACCAACCGGAUCUACCGGAUCUUUAAAGACGGUAAGAAGUCGGUGACGGCACCCAGGCUGAUCAGCCCGACCUCCCAGCUGGCCAUCACCUCUUCCCUAAUUUCCGCUCAGCUCCUGGGCGUGUUCGUCUGGUUCGGUGUGGAUCCCCCCAACGCCGUCGUCGACUACGACGAACAGAAGACCAUCAACUCAGAACAGGCUAGAGGAGUGUUGAAAUGUGACAUCACGGACCUGCAGAUGAUAUGCUCGCUGGGUUAUAGCAUCCUGCUCAUGGUCACGUGUACGGUGUACGCCAUCAAGACGCGGGGUGUCCCGGAGAACUUCAAUGAGGCUAAACCCAUUGGGUUCACCAUGUAUACCACCUGUGUAGUCUGGCUAGCCUUCAUACCCAUUUUCUUUGGGACAGCACAGUCCGCAGAAAAGUUGUACGUCCAGACCACCACCCUCUGUAUAUCUAUGAACCUCAGUGCUUCGGUGGCCUUGGGGAUGCUCUACAUGCCUAAAGUCUACGUCAUCAUCUUCCACCCGGAGCUUAAUGUCCAGAAGAGGAAGAGGAGCUUCAAAGCGGUGGUGACGGCCGCGUCCCUGACCACACGCCUCUCACACAAGACCUGUGACAGGCCCAACGGAGAGGCCAAGACGGAACUGUGUGAAAACAAUGAUCCAAACAGUCCGGCAGCAAAGAAGAAAUAUGUGAGCUACAAUAACAUUGUGAUCUAAGAGCCGUCAUCAGAGAGAAGGACAUGGUGGAUGGAGAUGCUUGGUCUCCUGCCCUUCCUGCCCCUUUUGGCAACAUAAAGGAAAUCCAAACGAUGUUUAUGUCCAUACUGCUUUCCUGCCCACUCACACCCCGGAACCCUCAGAACCCCCCAGAACUCCAGAACAAGACAGGGACAUUGACUGGGUUCUGGGGUUCUACAGCUUCCCUUUUAACCAGAGGAUUCUGAUUGGCCAACUGACGUUUUAUCAUGGCUACGAUGAGAAUGGAAAAGACCAAAAAGAGACGGGGACUAGGGCGGAAAACUUCAAGAAAAAGUUUAAAGAAAAUCAAGAUGGACGGUUCUGAUGGGAGUAAAAAAAAAUAAUAGAGAAAAUAAUUUGUUUUUGCGAAAUGAUUACAGAGGAGAGAAAAAAAAGAAGCAGAGAAUUAUACUGCUGUAUGGGACAAUGCACAGUCCCUGCCUGCUGGUUUCUACAAACACCCCUUUGUUCCUCCUCGGGAUUAGUGUUGGUCUCUGCAGACCCCUCCAGAGCUGGCCCCCCGCUGCCCCCCCCGCAGGUACACUGGCUGCUGCAGGAGGACUCACCUGUACCGGAGGACUCACCUGUACCGGAGGACUCACCUGUACCGGAGGACUCACCUGUACUGGAGGACUCACCUGUACUGCAGGACUCACCUGUACUGGAGGACUCACCUGUCCUGGAGGACUCACCUGUACUGCAGGACUCACCUGUACUGGAGGACUCACCUGUACUUGUACCUGUCUGCACCUGCCAUGGGGCUGUUUCUUGUCUUUUAAUGUCCUUCCAAAUUGCAAGUUUUCCAAAAUUCCUGUCGAAAAAAAGUUUGUGCUUCUAUUGACCUAUCUGUUACAUUUGAUUUUUUUUUUAAAGAUCUCUAAUUCUUCUUGUCUAUUUUUUUCUUCUUUGCUUCUUGGAUGCACAUUCAAUUAAAGCCAUAUUCUUGUCUCUGA